This is a messenger RNA of Erythranthe guttata (spotted monkey flower), 989 nucleotides long. Its product is annotated as chlorophyll a-b binding protein 3C, chloroplastic. Lineage: Eukaryota; Viridiplantae; Streptophyta; Magnoliopsida; Lamiales; Phrymaceae. The record is from RefSeq and is a predicted model, not a curated record. Gene Ontology annotation, biological process: photosynthesis, light harvesting. Gene Ontology annotation, cellular component: membrane.
CAUUCAUUCAUCACCUCCAAUUUCUUUCUUCAGCUAUUAAAUCAACAUAUAUUUAAUUUUCCUAGUAAGUACUAAAGGAUACAAUGUCUCUCUCUUCACCAUCCUUCGCCGGACAGGCUGUCAAGAUCUCCCCUGAGAUCGCCGCCACCAACAGCAACAGCAACGGAAGAGUCUCGAUGAGGAAGACCGCCGGCAAGCCCAAGCCCAAGCCCGCCUCCUCCGGCAGCCCAUGGUACGGCCCGGACCGAGUUAAGUACUUAGGCCCAUUCUCCGGCGAAGCUCCCAGCUACCUCACCGGCGAGUUCGCCGGCGACUACGGCUGGGACACCGCCGGGCUGUCAGCCGACCCAGAAACCUUCGCCAAGAACAGAGAACUAGAAGUCAUCCACUCCAGGUGGGCCAUGCUCGGCGCCCUCGGCUGUGUUUUCCCUGAACUCUUGGCCCGUAACGGCGUUAAGUUCGGCGAAGCCGUUUGGUUCAAAGCCGGGUCACAGAUAUUCAGUGAAGGAGGAUUGGACUAUUUGGGCAACCCGAGUUUGGUCCACGCACAGUCCAUUUUAGCUAUAUGGGCCACCCAAGUUCUUCUCAUGGGUGCUGUUGAAGGCUACCGUAUUGCCGGCGGGCCACUCGGCGAAGUGGUCGACCCGUUGUACCCGGGUGGGAGUUUCGACCCGUUGGGUCUAGCUGAAGACCCGGAAGCAUUUGCAGAGCUGAAGGUGAAGGAGCUCAAGAAUGGGAGACUCGCAAUGUUUUCCAUGUUCGGAUUCUUCGUUCAAGCCAUUGUUACCGGAAAGGGUCCGUUGGAGAAUUUGGCGGAUCAUCUAUCCGACCCGGUUAACAACAAUGCUUGGUCGUAUGCAACUAACUUUGUUCCCGGAAAGUAAACAGCUUUGUAGUUAGUUUAUGUGUUGGUCCAAUUUGUUUGUUUAAUGUAAAUGGAUAACUGGUUUUUCAACGAUGUCUGUUUCUUUACCUGGUAAUUGCAUUCA